CACAGUGCACGCAGACAAAAACCAGAGAGGGGAAUCUCGAACCUACCGCUAAUAAUCAUCCUGCUUCACCAUUUUUCCGUAGAAAAGAAAGAACCCCCUGGAACUGGAAGCACUCAGAGCACAAGCCAAUCAAACGAGCUGCUGGGUUGGUUUCCUCCAUUCGUUCCGUUCAACAUGGCUCUUCAGGUAUGGAUGGUUGGGGAGGACGGCGAGGACCUCGACAACCACAAGGAGCUCCUGCCUCUCUCCAAGCUCCAAGAGAUUGGUGUGUUAUACUGGCAUUUGGACCCAAAGAAGUCUGAAAGUGAGGAAGAGCUAGCGAAGAUCCGCAAAGACAGAGGAUACAACUACAUGGAUUAUCUCGAUAUAUGUCCUGGAAAGUUAGCGAACUUUGAGGAGAAGCUGAAGAACUUCUUCACAGAGCACAUGCAUGCCGACGAAGAGAUCCGCUACUGCUUGGAAGGCGGUGGGUACUUUGAUGUGCGCGACAAGGAUGACAAAUGGGUUCGGAUCUGGAUAAAAGAAGGGGAUAUGAUUGUGCUGCCGGCUGGAAUUUAUCAUCGGUUCACCCUCGACGCCGCCAACCAUGUGAAGCUCAUGAGGCUCUUCCUGGGAGAGCCAGUCUGGACCGCGCACAACCGGCCUCAGGAGGACCAUCCGGUGCGGCAAGAGUAUGUGAAGAGGCUCACAGACGACAAUGCUGGUCUUGCUCUGGCAGCACACUGAAGUUUGUUUGUGAUUCCUCGGCUAUGUAUGUAUUAUAACCACCCAUGGACAUAUACAUACACUUGGAUGAAACCAUGUUGUAAUCUUGAAACCAACAUACAUGCUACAUACUUGUUAUUAUUGACUAGGUAAUUCCCCAUGCGUUGCAACAGGAGCAUAAAUAUUCAGUGGUUCAACACUUAUCGUGUCAAACA
Molecule: messenger RNA, 920 nt
Organism: Triticum dicoccoides
Lineage: Eukaryota; Viridiplantae; Streptophyta; Magnoliopsida; Poales; Poaceae
Product: 1,2-dihydroxy-3-keto-5-methylthiopentene dioxygenase 4-like
Exons: 5
Coding region: 175-726 (183 amino acids)
Molecular function (GO): acireductone dioxygenase [iron(II)-requiring] activity
Source: RefSeq, a predicted model, not a curated record